GUGUGCAGAGCAGCUCUGUGGCACGCUCACUGCAGGCGGAACCUGCUGAUCGACGAGGUCUCUGCCAGCAGGACUCGGAAUAUUUUUGGUUUUUCCCACAGGCGUUGUCUGGUACAGACUUGAGCAGCGCUGCUCAAGCCAUGGAGGGAGUGUGUGCUGCAGUUUGCGCGGCUUUUUCCGUGGCUUAUUCUGGGUACUUUCUCACCCACCUGGCACGUCACAUCACCCGUGCCUGGAGAGAAUCCGGUCUUUGGAGCCCAACACCAACCUCGGAGGAUCCUCUGGCUGCGUGUCUUCCUGCAGAAGAGGCCAGAGGGGAGGAAGAUGCUCCCCAAACUGCGCCUGCUGCCACUGCAGGGCCUGAGCAUCCAGCAUCAAGCACAAGGGCAGCGUCAGCACCUGCUCUAGCUGCCUCUGUACCUGAGGAAGAGGCUGAAGAGGAGGAAGGUGCCGAUGAACCUGGCCCUGCGGUCAGCCCAUGGCCGGAGCAAACAACACCAGUAAGUGCCCGCUUUGGGUAGCAGCGUCUUUGGUGUCAUUUUGUCCGUCAUGUAAAAGCAGCCUUUGGAUUUUGUGCCUUGAGCUGUUGAAGCGGGCUGCACAAGCUGAGAGGUGAAGAGCCCUGGGUGUGGCCAGCAGCAUCUUCCUAGGGGCUUGCAUUUGAAAUGGAAUGGGGGCAUCUCUGCCAGGCUCAUUUGUGACCCAAAUUCAUUUCUUGUCCCAGAGCUCCAUCUCCUCUGUCCUGGCACCUGCACGAGCUGCAGCUGAAGGCUCGGGAGAAGGCUCCAGUGCCCAGGCUGGAAGCUCAAGCACGAGCAGCUCGUGCACCUGGAGCACGACCAGCUCGUCUGGCAGCAGAGAACAGCAGCGAGAGAGGACAGAGGACAAGUGCCUGGCCAUGCUGAAGAUGCUGGUGAGCGAGGGAGAUCCUGAGGCUAAAUACACAGAACUGGAAACUCUUGGCAAAGGGGGUUUCGGCACUGUGUGCAUGGCAGUGGAGACUGCCACAGGAGAAGAGGUGGCCAUCAAGAAAAUUAGUCUCCUGCAAGAGAGCAGCAGCGAGCUGUGCCUGAAUGAAAUCCAGGUCAUGCGUGGCAGUAAGAAUGCCAACCUUGUGAACUAUGUAGACAGCUACCUGGUGGAUGAGGAACUCUGGCUGGUGAUGGAAUACAUGGACGGAGGUUCUUUACAUGAUGUCAUCAGGGAGACUCGCAUGGCAGAAGGAGAGAUAGCAGCUGUCUCUCGGGAGCUGAUUUUGGCCUUGCUGCUCAGCUCACCACCGAGCAGAACAAACGGAGAUCAGCUGUUGGAACAACUUACUGGAUGGCGCCAGAAAUUUUCACCAGGAAGCCCUAUGGCCCCAAAGUGGACAUCUGGUCCUUUGGCAUCGUGGGGAUCGAGAUGGUGGACGGAGCGCCUCCGUACCUGAUGAAAACCUCCCGCACGGUACGCUGCAGCUGCUCUCAGACACUGCUGUCACCCUAACAAAAUCUGCUCCCAUUCUUCUGCCUGGGAAGCUUGCCAACACCUGAAAAUGAUAGGUUCCAGGCUGCACAGUCUCUCGUGCUUCUUGGCCAGAUCAUCCCCUUGCCAUUUUUGUGCAUGAACAGGACCUAAAAAUCAGGAUGCCUUUUGCUUGGCAGAAGCUUUGCCUAAGGGAGCAGUGAGCAGUGCUGAGCUGCAUUUUAUGGAAUAAUCCUUGGAAAUAGAAGAGUGAGAUGAAAGUCACUCUUCCAUGUCACUUGUAGAGGCUGUGUCAGUGCUCAGAGAAGCAAAGUGUGCUUUAGCUGAUGGAGCUGCUGCUGAUUCCAUCAUCCAGUGAAAUGAGUGGUCAAGGCAAGAGCCUUUGCCUACUGGACUGGCUAUGGCUGCCUCUGGCUUUGGGUUGUUUUAGUAGGGGUAGGAAAGGUAUCUGCCACCCUGUGGCAGGGAGUAAAGUGCCACUGCAGAGUGGAGCUUGUCCAAUGGGCUCUGUGUGAGCAGUUUGGGGUGCGAAGGAGACAGGUAGAGUGUGGCAUUUCCUUCUUCUCUAGGUUCAACAGCUGAUAAGCACCGGGGCCCCCCCGAAGCUGCAGAAGCCCAGGCAGCAGUCGGCGUGGCUGCGAGACUUUCUGCACUGCUGCCUGGAGAGGGACGAGGACAGGCGCUGGUCUGCCCAGGAACUUCUGCAGCAUCCAUUUGUAACAUCAGCCAAGCCAGCCUCCUCCCUGACGCCUCUGAUCAUGGCCACGCAGGAGUUCAUGGCCGACAGGAGAUUCUAGCCCUGGAAGAGGCCUUUGUUGUUGUUUGUUGUUUGAAGUUUGUAGUUUGUAGUUUAUA
Molecule: messenger RNA, 2319 nt
Organism: Passer domesticus (house sparrow)
Lineage: Eukaryota; Metazoa; Chordata; Aves; Passeriformes; Passeridae
Product: serine/threonine-protein kinase PAK 3-like
Exons: 10
Coding region: 671-1429 (252 amino acids)
Biological process (GO): protein phosphorylation; regulation of MAPK cascade; intracellular signal transduction
Cellular component (GO): cytoplasm
Molecular function (GO): ATP binding; protein serine/threonine kinase activity
Source: RefSeq, a predicted model, not a curated record